Molecule: messenger RNA, 4478 nt
Organism: Bursaphelenchus xylophilus (pine wood nematode)
Lineage: Eukaryota; Metazoa; Nematoda; Chromadorea; Rhabditida; Aphelenchoididae
Source: the annotation of a GenBank genome assembly
AUGAACGCAUGGUCGGGCUUAUUAUUGGUUCUAUUUACGGGCUACGGUAAGAUUUUGAAUAUUUGGGGCUUUUUCGGAUGUUUGAGAAAUCUUUGAUGAGACAUUUAUCUAGAGUUGCGACGGUUUGAUUUUUCUCAAAUUUUAUCGCAUAUGUAUGAUUUCCCUAACAAGGGAAGUACCCCAAGUUCAUCCCCCAGAUUUUGAUGAAACUUGGCAUAAAUUUAAAAUACGUUUUUCUAAAAUAUAUGCCAGAAUCCUAGCUUGCGCUUUGCAGAAACAACCGAGAUUUCUGGCUUAAAAGUCGGCAAAAUUUUGAAAAUUUGUGCCCAACUUUGGCACAAAAAGUUUUGUGCCUAUUUCUACCACAGAGGUAAUGUUUUCACAAAAGAAAUAAUGUUUUCCGCUCGAAACUGGCAAGGUUAUGGCCAAAAAGUGUUUUUUCACGCUCUCCACGUUUAGCGUACCCUCUCGGCGGCAAAAUUGUUGGAUAUCUUGGCGGGGCUUACAAAGCGUGAGCUAAAAACUUCAGAAAUGAUACUUACUCUAUUCUUGACGUGCGUACAAAAUUUUAAUAAAAUUUGAGCGUCGCACUUGGGGUAUCUCCUUUGUAAGUUACAGACUUCUUCUUGAAUGUUUGAGCUUGCUGUUUGAUGAGAAAUCAGCGAGAAAAGGACUUCUGCUUUAUCUCUGCGAGCCUUGCAUGGCGUAGCGAACUUUUUUCGCCGCCGAUCGGUGUCCAAAAAAAUGAAAAAAAUAAUGAGUGGUCAUUACGUUUUUAUGCGUGUACGGAAAUAUUUUUUCAACGAAACAUACCCUCUCUAGAAGUCAAGCUGGCAAACGUUUCAUCAAAAUAUAAGCGUCGUACUGUGAGCAUUCUCUCUCUGUGUAAAGCUUUCUUUACGGUCGGGCAAUUUAUUUUACGAUUCGUUUUACAGAAAAUUAACUUAACUGUUGAAACAUUCACUUUCCAAAGGCCCUUCUGUAGCCUCUUAUAGCUCUUUUACGCAAAAUUCAAUGACAGCACGCUUUCACAUUUUUUUCAAUUUUCCAGUCAACGCCAUUCUCCAUGAAUCCAACGAAACCCUCCAGCACGAACGUCGUUCAGUCGGCGACGCCAAACAAAAUCCGGAAGUACUUUCUGACGGCCCGACACCACCGCCUCUGCCGUUUCCGGUGACGGCGCAAUCCCUGGCCGACACUUUGUCUCCGCCGUUGCUUUCGUCGAUCCAAUUCGAAGGCGAAGCGUUGAGCCAACUUUUCAGCGCUGUCAAGGCAUCGCGGCAGGAGGAAAGGGACGAAAAGCAAGACGCAAUGCCUCCGGCAAUCAGCCCUCAUGAUAUGCUGAAUAGAUUUUUUGUGGAAGAACAAAAAGCGGAGGCGCGGCUGUUGCAGAGCGUCACAACAACGACUGUGAUGGUUCCCACAGAAAGUGUGGAUGUAGAUGCCGUUGAGCUUGGGCUGUUUCAGGUAAAUAAGUUUGUUGAAAAUUGAGAGUACAGUGGUGGACCUGAUCCAGUGGCAAAAAACGUACUAUUUUGCAUCCGGGAAUUAUCAAAAAUAUGGCAAAAUACCUGCAUUUACAAAUGAAAGACUCCAAUUUCAAAAGCGCGCCCGCUCUUUUUGUAAGGGAAAAGGCGCGCUCUUCAAAACGGAGUAUUUUCACUUGGAGAGGGAGGUAUUUCGCUGCAUUUUUGAUACUUCCCGGAUGCGAAAUGGUACGUUUUUUGCCACUGGAUCAGAUCCCUCACUGUAUCAAUGAAAAAAAUAAAAUCUGUAAAACAGAAAACUAUAGGCAAAAUUUUACAUCUGACAUACGAAUUUAAAAAAGAUCCGAUUGUCUGCUGUAUCUUACAAUCCAGUUUUCAUUAUUCUGUUUGCAUGCUUUGUUGACCCAAAAUUAAUAUCUAGGAGGUUCAAGAGCUGGACACAUCAACAACGACCACAACUACAACCACAAUCGCCCCCUCAAUCACCAAGAAAACGAGUCGCCGUCCAAGGGUUGGCAGUAGGAGGAAAAAUGGAACCGUCCGAAGUCGGCGUCCCACAAAAGGCCGUCGACGCACCACAACGACAAAUACGCCUCCACAAAUUCAUCAAGAAGAGGUUCAGCCGGCGGAAAUGGAAGUCGCCCAUAGAGUUCACAAAAUCAGAUCCAAAGCCAAGGUGCCGACACAACAGGAAGUCCUCGACUUCUUUGGCCCUCAACUCAGAUCACACAGAGGGUUAGAUCGGCAUACUCGAGAGGAGAUUUUAGAUUCAUCGACGAAAAGUUUUGAGGAGAUCAAAGCAGGAGACUUUGAGAUGUAUUUGGAGUUCUUUACCGUCACUUAUACGGACAUUAAAGUCAUGUAUUACGCAAUUAGUAAGUUGUUUUGGGAAAAGUGACUUUCCUUUAUGGAGAAAUUUAGAAAAUGCCAAAAUUUUACCUAAAUUUGGCAAAUGAUGUGAUUUGAAUUUUUCUACGGCAUUUUAGAGGUUUUUAGAUCGCGUUAUGCAGAAAUAUCAUCAAAAAUUUUUUUUGAUAUUUUUCCAUUUAAAGAAUUUUCCGCCAACUUUUUUUCAGCAAAAUUCGAUCAAAAUAUCACGGAGGGACCGCAUAUCGCCUACAUAAUCGAUGACGACAAUGCGAAUUUGUGGCUCAAAAACACUUGGUAUUUACCGGACCGAGAAACGGAGAGGGCGCGGAUCUUUCAAUGCACGGACCGGUUCCUCUAUUACUUUGAAGAGUAAGCAACGCGUUACGACAUUCCUUUGUCCAGUUUUUACAAACAAUCUUUGUAAAAAACUGUUUGUUUGCUUUUGACGAAAUAACUUAACUUUUUGUGGGAAACAUUGGAAAAGCUCAAAGAUAUGUAAAAGAAAACAGUACUACUGACAAUUGGAAACAUUUUGAGGCAUUUUCAGACAUGGCAUGGUCCGUCUUCAAACCCCCUCCGGAUUUGACUGUUCUCACGCCUACUUGUACGGCAAUAUAAUGUUUAUAAAUCAAACACACUUCAUUCAGUUGGGAAUGAACGAUGGGUACAUUGGAAGAGGCUUGAAAGGAACAGUGUGAGUGCUAGUUGUAAAAUAAGUUUUUCGAAUUCUUCGUAUGUAUGGAUACAAUUCUAUGAGACCAUUUUAAGGCCUAUUGAAAAGUCCAAACUCCGCGAUGACAUUCAGCUGACCAUGGAGUUGUGUUUCAAGCCGGUAGGUCUCUUUCUUAGUACGCUGUUUAUCAGAAGAUAUUAUAUAGAAUACUUUGUUGAAGCCACUAUUUUUUUAAACUUUUUUUAUACCUUUUCAGGACCGUUUCUGUGCCCAGACGAAUCCAAUCAACCUUGUCACCAUUUCUAACCAACCUUUUGCAUACUUUGCGAAUAAUCUAGAGUUUCAUGUGAGAAGAGCAAGGUGGGUAUUGGUUUUUGCGAUGACGUACAGUAGUCGACGGCGGGCGGCCUUGAAGGAAAGGACGCGAUUUUCAAAGCGGAGUUUUUUAGCUUAGAGAAGGGAAGGGUUUUGAGUCAUUUUGGUCCCUUCCGGGAUGCAACGUGAGACGUUUUUUUGCCAUUGGAUCAGGUCCCUCACUGUAGAAUCAACAAAACUUCAUAACAUGUGAGAAGUUGAGAGAGCCACCAGUCAAAUUAGUCGUUUUAUUAUUUCGCAACAAGGCAUGACGCAAACUCAAUUUGCUCUAUUCUAUUUACGUACAUAUGAUUUGUUAGCAACUUUUCUUAACAGUUUUAUUUGAGCUCAUUUUGCUCAUAGAUCUUAGCUACGCCUAUGGCCGCUGCAAAGUAAAACAAUGCAAAUCUUGGGUGGUAUUUCGCAACCUCCUCGAAAUAAAGAACGGGCCAAGGCAUUGUCAAGCAUUGUAAUUUGUAAAAUACGCGGUACAGUAUGUAUGUUCUUUUAUUAUCUCAACCACUUUCAGAGAUCCGUCCGGAAGGCUGGCUGUAAAUUUUGUUGUCGAGGUUCACGGAAGUGCACGAGCCGAAGAACAGUAAGUUUGAAUAGUAAAACGUAUGAUCAUAAAAAGUCAAAGGGGAAAGUUGUUUCAAUAUUCCAAAGGUUUUCUGAUCCGUUUCGCGUUCUUUUUUUUCGCCACUAGGCUUCUGCCUAACACAACGAGAGUUCGUUUGAAUUACAACUUUUUAAUCCUAAUCUCCAAUGAAAUCUGGGGUAUUUAAAUACGUAAAUAGCAAAGUUUAUAACCUUUAAAUCCGAUAAAAAUAAUCCAACACUUCUUGUUUAGAUUGGUAAACUUUGUAUUAUUAAAGUUUACCAAUCCAGACCAGAAAUAAAUCAAGCCCAUUUCCAGCCGCUCAUUCUUCUUCCCAUCGGACCUGAAGACCUUCGGUGGAGAGGUGGACAAGCGAUUUGAAAGAGUCGCUUUGAUUCCGUUAGUACGAGAAACCGACCCCUUCUUCUCCAGGUACAAUAUUAAUUCCAUGACUGAUGCCGAAAUUGCCGUGGAAAUGGAGAGAAAACGUGUCUAA